AUGAAGGUCACCGCAUCCAUCAUCGCUGUUGCAGCCCUUGCUUCCAGCGCCUCGGCUGGUGUCGCCAGCACCUGGGCCGACUGGUCCAGCUCUAGCACCACGACCACGACCACGACCACCACCAAGGUUCCUGUCGCUGGCACCACCACCCACAGCUGGGAGGAUUGGACCACCUCGACCACCACCGUGAAGACCACCACCACGACCAAGCCUGUCGCUGCUGAGAGUACCCACACCUGGGCUGACUGGACCUCCAGCGCGACCCCUGUUUCCUAUACCACGACCGUUGUAGGUGCCAUCACGACCUACUGCCCAUAUGCCACCAAAUUCACCCACGCUGGCAAGACCUACGAAGUCACUUCUGCCACUACCCUGACCAUCACUGAUUGCCCGUGCACCAUUUCUGUCCCUGUCUACACCAAGACCUCCACCUCCUGCAGUUCCGUCGCCGCCGUGUCCACCGGCACCUGGAGUGACUGGUCUUCGGCCUCGGUCGCUGCCGCCAGCACCACCUGGACCCCCGUUGCCGCUGCUAGCACCACCAGCGCCGCCUGGUCUUCCUAUGCGCCAUCCAGCGUCGCCCCGGCUGUGGCCACCUACACUGGUGCCGCCAACGCCCUCGUUGCCAACGUCGGCGCUGGUCUUGCUGGUGUCGGUGCCAUUGCUGCUUUCCUCCUGUAA
Fonsecaea multimorphosa CBS 102226 is the source of this 681-nucleotide messenger RNA. RefSeq lists its product as uncharacterized. The transcript is spliced from 2 exons. Gene Ontology annotation, molecular function: structural constituent of cell wall. Lineage: Eukaryota; Fungi; Ascomycota; Eurotiomycetes; Chaetothyriales; Herpotrichiellaceae. Gene Ontology annotation, biological process: fungal-type cell wall organization. Gene Ontology annotation, cellular component: fungal-type cell wall. Bases 1 to 681 code for a protein of 226 amino acids. The record is from RefSeq and is a predicted model, not a curated record.